AAGUCCAAUUCGAACAUUCGAAUCUUUCCAAAAAAUGUUUUGCCUGUUUUCUAGUUUUAUUGGUUCCUGGUUCACCAUAUCGUUCAUAUUGAUCAUCUAUAUUUUAUUGGCAAAACCUGGCCGAUUUUUACUUGAUCUCAAUCCUAUCUAUCUAAGGUUGCCAUUACCAAAUGUCAAUGAUAAGAUAUUUAAUCGUAAUAAAAAAGCAUUUGAAGCCAUCAAAAUUGAAAAAGAUAAAAUUAUCACACCAAAAUCAUUGGCAUUAGAUCCAAAUGAUUUGAAUCGAUUAUUCGUCGGUUCCGCUACUGGUUAUGUUUAUUGUUUACAAAAUAAUAAUGUUGUCGAAACUAUUGCAAGUUUUGCGGAUGGUCGGCCUUUAGGAAUGCGACUAUUUCGUCAUAAAUUAUAUUUUAUCGAAGCCAACAGCGGUCUUUAUGUGUUUGAUUUAGAUACAAAAUCGUUGAAACAUUUAUUAAGACUUGAUCAGACUAAAUUCUUAGAUGGAAGACCUUCGAAAUUUUUUGAUGAUUUAGUCAUCGUCGAAGAGAAUGAUGAUAUUAUUGUUUAUAUUACUGAUGUUAGUCGAAAAUUUUCCAUUGAUAUGUGGUGUUAUACAUAUCUUGAACCAGAUUCUACUGGAAGAAUAUUACGUUACAGUACAAACAAUCAGAAUGUGACAACCAUUCUAGAAAAUCUUUGUUUCCCGAAUGGAAUCGAAAUAACCGACAAUAAUGAAUCAUUAUUGAUUUGUGAAUUGGCCAAACGAAGAAUCAUCGAAUUUAAAUUGGAUGGAACGGAUAAAGGUAAAUGCACAGUAUUGAUGGAUAAUCUCCCAGGAGAACCGGAAAAUAUUCGUCGAAGUCGUAAUAAAACCAAAGAAUCUUAUUGGGUUGGAUUAGCUUUAACACGUGAUUAUAAUAGCAAACUUUCAUUCAUGGAUGAUUAUUCUGCCGAACCUAAUCUUCGAAAAUUGAUUCUUAGAUCAUGUUUUUUAUUGGGCACUAUCCUGUUUAAUAUUGGCAAUUGUUUUGGCAGUGAAACAUUGAAAACAAAAGGAUCUAGCUUAAAAACUGGUAUAGCAUUAAUUUUGGAUGAUUUUAUGAAAAAUCCAGGAAUGGCCAUCGAAAUCGAUCGUGAAUCAAACGUGUUACUUAGUUUUCAAAUUAAAGACGAUAUAUCGGUCAUUUCAGAAAUUGCCGAAUCUUAUGACGAAAAUAAAAAUGCCAGAAUCCUGUACACAACUUCAUCAGGUGGAAAUUUAAAUCGAAUAACUUUGAAAGAAUAAAUUAUUUUGCCGAAUUUUUCAUUGCUUUUUGAAAGCAAAUUUUUAAUUGUUGAAAUUGUUCAUCACAGAUAUUUUUUCUAAUAUUAUGAAGGUCAUUUUGUUCAAGACAUUGUGCAUAGGUUGCUGCCUGUUAAAAAAAAUCGAUUACCAAAUAUCAACCACAAAACAAAAUAUCAACCAAACUAAAACAGACCUGAGCUGUACAUUGCAUGAAAGCCUUUGGAUAAUAUUGACGAAUACGAUUAAAAGAUUUAGCGGUUAUCG
Messenger RNA from Dermatophagoides pteronyssinus (European house dust mite), 1549 nucleotides. Its product is annotated as adipocyte plasma membrane-associated protein-like. The record is from RefSeq and is a predicted model, not a curated record. Lineage: Eukaryota; Metazoa; Arthropoda; Arachnida; Sarcoptiformes; Pyroglyphidae. Gene Ontology annotation, cellular component: endomembrane system. Gene Ontology annotation, molecular function: hydrolase activity.